AUGUGUCUCAUGCCGAAACAGCAGUUUGUCUCCUCUCUCUCUCUCUCUCUCUCUCUCUCUCUCUCUCUCUCUCUCUCUCUCCAAGCUAACGAAAGCCUCCUCCGCAUCCACCCACCCCAGUCCCGCGAGCUAAAGUGGAUAGCAGCCGAGACGAUAGCGACGUGCAUAUCCCUCAAGCACGGACUGGAAGAGUGCUACGCCCUUCUGGCCCCGAUAGACCCGGGCAGCACCUUGGUGGUGACGACCCGGGGAGCGGAGCGCCUCAAGGGUACCGUCACCCGCGUGGGCACGCGCAUCGUCAAGACGUCCGUCAACCUUCAGCUCCAGACCUUGCCUUCGCUGCAUACGCUCUGCCUCGCCGCCGGGGAGGACCUGCAUAUCCAUGCCCUCGAGGCCCUGCAUACCCACCUCAGCGAGGGCAUCGAUCUGGUCUCUGCACUCGUCUCGACCGCCGCCAACACAGACGCAGACAGAGAGACAGAUGCGAACACAGACACGGUCGCGGGGAUGAAAGCGAAGGCCAAGACGAAGAUGAACAUGCCGCAUAAUCUGGAAUUCCUCGCCCAGACACUGUCGCUGCUGUCCGAGUCCCUCGGGGCCUCCGAGUCCCUCCUCAAGGGCGGCAGCUCCGUCACCGACUCGGUGGAGUGGCAGACCCUCUCCUGCCCCCCCGAAAAGUUCUCCCCCCCCCUCCCCCCGAACCUGAGCGUCUACGUCGGCGUGCGCGACAGCUGCAUAGUCCUGUGCCUGCGAUCCCUCGAGCCCGUAAACGCCCCCCUCCACAUCGGUACGCGCCUCGGCCUCGCCAUCGGCACCGUCCGUCGCCUGGAGCACGACGAGAUGGACGCCGUCUUUCGCUGGGAUCCGGCCGGCGCCGACGCCGUCCACUCCUCUGCCUCGUCGGUGCGGAACCGCCCUACGUCAUCGUCUACUACCGCUACCGCUACCACUACUGCCACAUUUGCUGGGAGGCAUCACCACCAUCAUCAGAGCCAUCACCACUCGGGUAUGGAGGAGGUCUAUGUUAGGGAGAAGGUCCGUGUCGAGACUGCCGAUCCGUGUCUGAUAUCUCUGUAUUCCAAGGUCGGCUUUCUCUCUCAUUUGCUCGGUCAGGCAAGGAGGAAUCUGGCUGCUGUGAUGGAUAUGGAAGAGCCCUGA
Geosmithia morbida is the source of this 1158-nucleotide messenger RNA. Its product is annotated as Rogdi leucine zipper containing protein. The coding region runs from base 1 to 1158 and encodes 385 amino acids. Gene Ontology annotation, cellular component: RAVE complex. The transcript is spliced from 2 exons. The record is from RefSeq and is a predicted model, not a curated record. Lineage: Eukaryota; Fungi; Ascomycota; Sordariomycetes; Hypocreales; Bionectriaceae.